UGCUGCCAUAUAUAUAAGAUGGAUUGUGGAUACCAUGUAGGUGCUGUUGGCCUUUCACUGACCUCAUUAUCAUUGUCUAUCAUCCCCUCGAUUCCUUCCUGCUAUCGACUGCACAGGUUUCAGCAUGGCAGAAGAAGCAGUCGGACUACAACGUGCUUCCUCAGGAGCUCGCAGAUCUUCGAGCGAAUCCUCCUUGAGCGACAAGGACCACGAAAAGCACAACGACUUCGGAACCGACGUUCGCCACCCCAAUCACGAUCCGAAUCAUGGAGCGAUACCAGAGAGACCUCUUACCAAGGUCCACACGCACGAACCUUAUCCCGUCGACGUUGUCAAUCUCCCUUAUCGAACGCUUACCGCCGAAGCUGGCGAUCGGAUGCGCGAGUAUACGGAGGAAACAGCGACCGGUCUCCAACCUGUCAUCUCAAUUAAACGAACCAAGACCGGUGAAGCGAAGCCCCAAGAGUACUCUCUCGUCACAUUUGUCGAAAAUGAUCCCGACAAUCCGAAGAACUGGUCAAAGGCCUAUAAAUGGUAUUGUACCAUGGUCGUUGCAAUCACCUGCUUCGCCGUGGCCUUCAAUAGUGCUGUGAUCACUGCAGACCUGGUCGGACCAGCCGAGACAUUUGGCGUCAGCGAAGAAGUCAGUCUGUUGACUAUCACGCUCUUCGUUGUUGGUUUUGGUGUUGGACCUAUGGCUUUUGCUCCCAUGAGCGAGAUUCUUGGCAGGAGAAUCAUGUACGCGAGCACGCUGCUGGUCGCUGUGAUCUUCAUCAUUCCUUGCGCAGUCGCGAAGAACAUUGGAACUUUGCUGGUGUGUCGAGCGAUCGAUGGUAUUGCAUUUUCUGCUCCGAUGACUCUGGUCGGAGGCACACUAGCAGAUUUCUGGAGGAAUGAAGAGAGAGGAGUUCCCAUGGCUGCAUUCAGUGCUGCACCAUUCAUCGGCCCUGCUAUUGGACCACUAAUUGGAGGCUUCACAGCUGAUCAUUUGGGCUGGAGAUGGCUUUACUGGCUCCAGUUGAUCUUGUCUGGAGCAUGCUACAUCUUGAUCACCUUCACCGUACCGGAGACUUACGCACCAACUAUCCUCGCCCGACGAGCUAAGAAACUGAGAAAAGAGACUGGGAACGACUCAUACGUGACCGAAGUGGACCUGGACCUACGACCACUCAGCGAGAGACUACGAGUCUUCUUGUUGAGACCAUUUCAAUUGCUCUUCCAAGAGCUGAUUGUCAUGUUCAUCUCGCUCUACAUGUCUGUCCUCUAUGGAUUGCUCUAUAUGUUCUUUCUAGCAUAUCCAAUUGUCUUCCAGGAGGGGAAAGGAUACUCUGCAUCUAUCACUGGCUUGAUGUUCAUUCCUUUGGCGAUUGGAGUUGUGAUGAGUGCUUUCUUCUCGCCUUGGGUGAAUAAGCACUACCUCAAGCAGGUUAAGAAGUAUAACGGGAAGCCUCCGGCUGAGGUUCGCUUGAUUCCGAUGAUGUAUUCGUGUUGGUUUAUUCCAGUCGGGCUGUUCAUCUUCGCCUGGACAUCAUAUCCACGCCUGACCUGGUUUGCUCCUGCUUUUGGAGGUUGGUUUGUUGGCUUCGGAUUUAUCUUCCUUUACAACAGCGCCAACAACUAUUUGGUCGACACUUAUCAGCACCAAGCAGCAAGUGCUCUUGCCGCAAAGACCUUCCUCAGAUCACUCUGGGGCGCGGCUGUCGUACUGUUCACCAUCCAGAUGUACCACCGACUUGGCGACCAAUGGGCUUCAACCCUUUUGGCAUUCAUCGGGCUGGCGUGCUGCGCCAUUCCGUACGUGUUCUAUUACAAGGGAGCAGCGAUUCGAAGAUUCUCCAAGUUCGCGUAUGCCGGUGAUGAGGAGAGCAACACCACAGGCGUACAGUAAUGGGGCGAUGACUGAAUAGAGAAGGCUCGGAUGCUUCUGCGGUAAUAGCGAGACAGCAGCCGCGUUUUGUACCGAUAGUAAUGAUACCCACAUCGCAUUUGUAGCAACAUUAUCCUUCCUGAGAUUUAAUCAAGACUCAACGCG
Molecule: messenger RNA, 2032 nt
Organism: Cercospora beticola
Lineage: Eukaryota; Fungi; Ascomycota; Dothideomycetes; Mycosphaerellales; Mycosphaerellaceae
Product: MFS transporter
Biological process (GO): transmembrane transport
Cellular component (GO): plasma membrane
Molecular function (GO): transmembrane transporter activity
Source: RefSeq, a predicted model, not a curated record